Molecule: messenger RNA, 4569 nt
Organism: Fusarium falciforme
Lineage: Eukaryota; Fungi; Ascomycota; Sordariomycetes; Hypocreales; Nectriaceae
Product: PA14 domain-containing protein
Exons: 6
Coding region: 1-4569 (1522 amino acids)
Biological process (GO): glucan catabolic process; tRNA processing
Molecular function (GO): ligase activity, forming carbon-nitrogen bonds; ATP binding; beta-glucosidase activity
Source: RefSeq, a predicted model, not a curated record
AUGGGCAGCCUGCAUUUUACAACGCCGUCCCGGGAGAAACUUCUCCAAGACAUGACUACUAGCGAGAAGAUAGCCUUGCUAUCGGGUGUUGACUUUUGGCACACGGCUAGCAUCCCACGCCUCAACAUCCCCAAGCUUCGCAUGUCGGAUGGCCCAAAUGGCGUUCGGGGCACCAAGUUCUUUGACAGUGUUCCUGCAGCCUGUUUGCCUUGCGGGACAGCUUUGGGUGCGACGUGGAACAAAGAGCUAAUGAAGGAGGCGGGAGACCUGAUCGCUCGCGAGUGUCAUGCCAAGAGUGCUCAUGUCUGGCUGGGACCAACGGUCAACAUCCAGAGAAGUCCUCUCGGCGGACGAGGAUUCGAGUCCUUCUCUGAAGAUCCCCUUCUGAACGGGAUUAUGGCCGGUGCCAUAAUCUCAAGCGUCCAAAAGGGCGGCAUCGGAUCAUCUCUGAAGCACUUUGUGGCCAAUGACAUGGAACACGAGCGCACUCUCGUAGACUGCCGCAUCAGUCAGCGUGCGCUGCGUGAAAUCUAUCUCCUCCCUUUUCAGUUGGCUAUCCGGGAUGCCAAUCCCUGGGCCCUCAUGACGGCGUACAACAGGGUCAACGGCUUCCACAUGUGCGAGAACUCUGAUAUCCUACAAGAUAUCGUACGAAGAGAGUGGAACUAUGAUGGGUGCAUCCUAAGUGACUGGUUUGGAACGUAUUCGACUGUCGAGGCCAUCAAUGCUGGCUUAGAUCUCGAGAUGCCAGGCCCAACGGAGUGGAGAGGCAAAAAGGUAUCGACUGCCAUGAGUGUGGGCAAGAUAAGCAAUGAGACCAUCAACCAGAGGGCAUCUUCUGUCUUGAAGCUUAUCGAGAGGUGCUCAAAGUCGGGGAUCCCAGAGUCGGGUCCCGAAAUUUGUCUUGACUCUGCGAGUGACCGCGAUGUCUUAAGGAGGUUGGGAUCUGAAAGCAUAGUUCUUCUCAAAAAUGAGAGAAACAUUCUACCUUUGAAUGGCUGUAAGAGUAUUGCAGUCAUUGGGCCCAACCUGAAGAAACCCUUCUUCUGUGGUGGAGGAUCAGCAUCGCUCCGGCCUUAUCGUUCAGUAUCCAUCCUCGAGGGACUAAACGCCCAAUUGGAAAAGCCAGUUCAAUAUGCCGAGGCCUGUCGAAUCUACAACAUGCUGCCAGUUCUGGGGGAUCUAGUCCGAAGUCCAAAGAGCGGGAAACUCGGCCAUUUCCUGAUGAGCAUCUACAGCUCACCACCAUGGGAGGACAAGCACACCCCGCUGGAAACGUUCGAGCUUGAUGACACAAACAUUGUUCUCUACGACUAUAGCAACCCUGCUACCCCUGACAACGUUCUCUUUGCCACUAUCGAAGCCGACUUUGUGGUUGAGCAAGCCGAGACAUAUGCAUUUGGCCUCACGGUUGCCGGUACCGCCAAGUUAUACCUCGAUGAUAAACUCAUUGUCGACAACGCAGAGAAGCAAACCAGAGGAGAAAGCUUUUUUGGGUCAGGUAGUGUGGAAGAGAUCGGCUAUACUAAACUCGAGGCCGGCAAGGUGUACCGUCUUAAAGUGGAUUUCGGCAGCGCUGCAACCUCCAAUCUCAACAAAGCCGGAGCACCAGUCUUUGGAGCUGGAGGUGUACGUAUUGGCUGUGCCCCUUGCGCAGAGCAAGGAUCGGAUCUCGACAAUGCCGUGGAGCUGGCAAAGACGGUGGAUCAAGUCGUGUUAUCCGUUGGCUUGGGCCCUGAGUGGGAGUCGGAGGGUUCAGACCGUACUGAACUUGGACUCCCUGGACGACAGGCCGAGUUGAUAUCAAGAGUAUGCGCCGUCAACAAAAACGUUGUCGUCGUUAUCCAAUCCGGUACUCCUGUCUCGGGACCAUGGAACGAAGUUCCCGCUGUGCUGCAGACGUGGUACGGCGGCAACGAGAGCGGCCACAGCAUCGCCGAUGUUCUCCUAGGCAAAACGAGUCCAUCCGGGAAGCUACCCCUUUCGUGGCCAAUGCACAUCGAGGAUACGCCUGCUUUCCUUAGCUACAGGUCCGAGGCCGGAAGAUGCUACUACACCGAGGAUAUCCACGUUGGCUACCGCUUCUAUGAAAAGACCAAGCGACCCGUUCAAUGGCCGUUUGGGCACGGCCUCUCGUAUGCUUCCUUCGAGUUGGAUCACUUGACAGUUACCUUGGAUGGUUCUGGCCUUGAUAGUCAGCUACACAUCUCAGUUGCAGUAACCAACACUUCCGUCAUAGACGGCAGCGAGACCUGUCAGGCCUAUGUGAAGCGGAUCAGUGAGUCCAAGGUUUCACGACCCAUCAAAGAACUAAAGGGAUUCACCAAGGCCUUUGUUCCGGCUGGAGAGACAAAGUUGGCUUACAUCACCAUCCCUCUCAAGUAUGCCACGAGUAUCUGGGAUGAGACGUCGGGUGCUUGGCUGAUGGAGAGCGGGAGCUUUGAGGUCUUCGCACUCUCCUUCGAAGCCAAUUGCUACCUCGCAUGGCCAAUCACGGCCCAGAGCUCCCCCGAGGAAUAUAAUGGAAUGACUACGGCAGCCACAGUCUUUCACCAUGCCCCUCGGCCCAUCUCCAUCGCCGAGUUUAGAGAUGCCGUCGAAGCUGUGUGCCGGCCGCGAUUCCCCGCGGCUCGGUCUGCCAGGCCUCAGCGCGUAGUACUGGCCAUCAGCGGAGGGGUUGAUUCCAUGGCCCUGGCCUUUCUCACUUCCCGCAUGCUCCAGACCUUCCGCCACGCAAAGAUCGCCGACAAUCCCGCCCACGGCGCCCUUGCCGUCGUCAUUGAUCACAGACUGCGCGACGAGAGCACCGAAGAGGCUAUACAGGUCGCAAAGGAGCUGAGGAAGCUCGACCUCAAAACUACCGUCACGGCACUCGCCUGGAAGGAGGAGAAACGCAACGGCCUUGAUCCUCGCAAGCUCCCGAACCUCGAGGGACUCGCUCGAACGUAUCGAUACCGCGCUCUCGGGAACCACUGCAACUACCUGGGCGCUACGAGCCUCUUCUUUGCGCAUCAUCGAGACGACCAAUACGAGACGGUUCUGAUGCGAUUGCUUGGAGGACAUGGAUAUCGAGGGCUGCAGGGGAUACGGGAGGCAAACUCGAUCCCCGAGUGUUACGACAUGCACGGCGUAUACAAGAGCGGCCUGAUCGAUGACCAACGCCAGGAGUACCCCUUUCUCAGUUUUAAGCCGCCUAUACGGGAAAUGAAGCGCCUGCGAUCCAUCUUUCGAGACGAGAAGAUGGCCGAGCCACGGAACGGCCUCAAACGCUUUGGUGGAACAGAACUUGUUGACCGAUAUCCGGGGCACAAUCCCAUGGAAAAGGAACCUAGCGAGCCCUAUCUCAAGCCGCUGGAGAUCGAAGAUGGCGGGGUCAUGAUCUACAGGCCGCUCCUUGAGUUUGACAAGGAUAGGCUCAUCGCCACCUGUGAGGCAAACAAGAUCCCCUGGGUCGAGGACCGGACCAACAAGGACCCUACUCUGACGACACGGAAUGCCAUCAGGUACCUGGUCCGGAAUCAUGAGCUCCCGAAAGCUCUGCAGAAGCCCGCCAUCCUGGCCUUGGCCGAACGGGCAAAGCGAAGGACAAAGUUUGAAGAAGCUGAAGCGCAUCGCUAUCUGGUGCGAGAAGCCAUCAUCAAAGAUUUCGAUCCGAAUGCGGGAACCUUGUUGAUCCAGUUUCCCAACUCGCGCCCCUUCAAGGGACGGCGCAAGAGGCGCUCAUUGAAUCCAGACAAUGAGCUUCGAAAGGAGCACCGGAGACUCAUCAUGGCUAUUGCAGUUCGGAAGCUGAUAGACUUUGUCACUCCCGAGUAUCAUUUGCCGCCUUUGGCCAACCUCGACAACGUCGUGAAUCGACUUAUCCCUGAUCUGGCCCCCAACCGGGGCCCAUCUCCUCCAAAAGCCUUUGCCAUGUCCGGUGUCUUGUUUGAUCCGAUAGCACAAGGAAACGCGGUCAAGUGGUUCCUCUCUCGAGCUCCUUACACAUCCAAUCAACCUCUACCUAUGGCGAAGCUGUUCGGGGUUCUGGACCAUCGUGUUCGCUUUGAUAAGGAGGAGGCCAAGGAGAUCGCCGAGGCCAACCCUGGGUCCCGCAUCAUGGGCUGGAAGAGAUCCAAGAUGUUUGACGGCCGCUACUGGGUUCGGAUUGGAUACAACAAUCGCCCUGUAUUCCUGGUGCAGCCCUACCGAGCAGAGUAUGCCAAGGCUUUCCGUAAGGCGCUACCCCCCAUGCGGAGGGCUCGGCUUGAAAAGCUGCUUAAGCACUACGCACCGGGCAAGGUCCGAUAUUCCUUGCCGGCUCUAUACGGCGUGGAACGCGAGAGAGAUCACUACUCGCAGCAUGUGACAACUACGUUGACGCUACUGGCGCUACCAUCGCUGGGCAUCCAUAUACCCGGCCUGGAGCGGUGGGUCAAGUAUGAAGUUCGGUACAGAAAUGUCGACAAGACCCUGCUGGGACAUCACCCGAGGGGAGAGAGGACGUCCCAUGUGUAUUACCGGCCGCUGUUUGGGCCGGUGCGGCGACAGAGAUUGAGGCUGAUGGGCAAGCAUGGACCUCGGCGAUGA